CCCCUUUUACUUCACUACUAGCGAAGCUGCACAGAGGAAACGAGGAGCCACACAAGCAGCAGCCAAAUAACGCCUGGAAUUUACCUCGAGCGUCAAAAAAGGACAGAAGAGCCUCCGCCUGUCACCUCAUGCCCCUUUAGUUGAUUCCCUCGCAGAGUGCUGGAGUCAUAAUGGAAACUGAAUGAUGAGGUGUUUGCGGCUGGACGGCAGCUGACGGACUGAACCAUGGCUCAGUUUCCCACACCCUUCGGAGGGGGGUCGGAUACAUGGGUAAUAUCUGUGGACGAGAGAGCCAAACAUGACCAGCAGUUUCACAGUCUCACCCCAACACCCGCUGGCUUCAUCACAGGUGACCAGGCAAGGAAUUUCUUCCUGCAGUCAGGUUUACCUGCCCCCAUCUUGGCCCAGAUAUGGGCUCUGGCCGACAUGAACAAUGACGGGAAGAUGGACAUGCAUGAGUUUUCCAUCGCAAUGAAGCUGAUUAAAUUAAAGCUGCAGGGUCACCCUCUUCCUCCAUCACUGCCCCCCUCCAUGAAGCAACAGCCCAUCUCCAUACCCCCGCCGACCCCUUUUGGGAUACCCUCUAUGGGUGCAAUGCCAGGCCUGCCAGCAGUGCCGCCCAUGCCUCUGCCCCCUCUGCCUCCAGGAGUGCCAGGGAUGGGUGUUUCUCCUCCACUGGGCGCAUCGGUAACCCCACCCGUACCAUCCCUCGCCAACGGAGCACCCGCAAUGAUACAACCCCUGAGUGGAUUUUCACAUCCAGGUGCCGUGCUCAACAAAACCCCCUCAUUCAAUCGCUCCAGUAUCAAGCUACAGAAGGGCCAGUCUGUAGAGGCGCCCAGUGCUCCAGCUGCUCCUCCACCCGCUGACUGGGCCGUGUCUCAGUCCUCCAGACUUAAGUAUCGCCAGCUCUUCAACAGCCAUGAUAAAAUGAUGAGCGGUUAUCUCACAGGUCCACAAGCCAGAACUAUUCUGAUGCAGUCCAGUCUACCACAAGCCCAGCUGGCCACCAUCUGGAAUCUGUCAGAUAUAGAUCAGGAUGGGAAGUUGACCGCUGAAGAGUUUAUUUUGGCCAUGCACUUGAUCGACAUGGCCAUGUCUGGUCUCCCUCUUCCCCCUUUGCUGCCGCCUGACCUUAUACCUCCAACAUUCAGGAGAAUGCGCUCUGGUAGUGGAGUGUCUGUGACUAGCAUGCACUCGACAGACUUGCGGUCUCAGGAAGAGCCAGAGGAGGAGGAGAAAGAGGCCGAGAAAAAACUUCCAGUCACAUUUGAGGAUAAGAAACGAGAGAACUUUGAGCGCGGAAACCUGGAGUUGGAGAAACGUCGACAGGCACUUCUGGAGCAGCAGAGGAAAGAGCAGGAGCGACUGGCGGCGCUGGAGAAAGAAGAGCAGGAGCGGAAGGAGAGGGAACGACUGGAGCAGGAGAGACGCAGACAGCAGGAGCUGGACAAACAGCUGGAGAGACAGAGGGAGCUGGAGCGACAGCGGGAGGAGGAGAGACGCAAGGAGAUCGAGAGAAGAGAGGCUGCUAAACGGGAGCUGGAGCGACAGAGGCAGCUGGAGUGGGAGAGGACGCGCAGACAGGAGCUGCUCACCCAAAGGAACAGAGAACAGGAGAACAUCGUCCUGCUCAAAGCACGGAAGAAAACUCUCGAGUUUGAGCUGGAGGCUCUGAAUGAUAAGAAGUCUCAGUUGGAGGGGAAACUGCAGGAUAUUCGGUCCCGUCUCUCGAUUCAGAGGCAUGAGAUCGAGACCACCAAUAAGACUCGGGAGCUCCGCAUUGCAGAGAUCACAAGCCUGCAACAGCAGCUGCAGGAGUCUCAGCAGUGGUUGAGUCGCUUGAUUCCUGAUAAACAGUGUCUGAAUGACCAGCUGAAGCAGGUUCAGCAGAACAGUCUGCACAGAGACUCUUUGAACAGUCUUCAGAGGGCCAUUGAAAUGAAAGAAUCCACCAAACAGCAGCUGAAAGAACAGCUGGAUGCUGUGGAGAAGGAAACUCGCUCCAAACUAUUGGAGAUCGACGCCUUCAACACACAGCUGAAGGAGCUGAGAGAAAUCCACAACAAACAGCAGAGGCAGAAACAGAAGGAGCUGGAGGCUGACAUCACCCAGCCGUCACAUGACAGGAAGUCCAUAGACUCACAAGACUCGAGGUUGUCGGGGACUGAUGAUGGCGUGUCUCCAGCGUGGAGGGAUGAUGGGCUGGGUAAAGCUCCUACUCCUCCUGUGUCUCAGGCCUGGAUGAGCCGGGUGAGUGAAGAAGAAAACCACAGCCGAGCUGAAAUACAGGAUAACCUCUCCAAGCUUUUCACCCAACAUCCACAAGCAGGAAAAAUACAGGCUCAGUCUCCCUGGUCCAUGGCAGAUAAGAUCCCAGUGUCUGGUUUUAAUCAGGAGAAGGUAAAGGUGGUCUACUAUAGAGCAAUGUAUCCCUUUGAGGCCCGCAGUCAUGAUGAGAUCACCAUCCAUCCUGGAGACAUAGUCAUGGUGAAGGGAGAGUGGGUGGAUGAGUCUCAGACAGGUGAGCCUGGAUGGUUAGGAGGAGAGAUUAAAGGGAAGACUGGCUGGUUUCCUGCCAACUAUGCGGAGAAGAUUCCAGAAUCCGAAGUUCCUCUGAGUUUGAGGGCCAGCGCUGCUUCUAGCUCCGCCCCUAAAUUGGGUUCUCACAUGUCAUCUGCUUCUUCAUCGACCACGGCCACGCCCAUUCUGCCAGUCUCCACAGAGCCUGCAUCGAUAGCCCCGCCCUCUUCAGCCCCACCCCCCACAGGCCCCGCCUCCUCCUCUUCCUCAGCAUCAAGCAAUUGGGCAGAUUUCAGCACUACAUGGCCCUCUAAUUCUGCUGUGGAGAAGCAGGAUAGUGAUGGAUGGGAUGCAUGGCCGACUCAGCCAACUCAGCCUUCUCUGUCAGUGCCCAGUGGAGGGCAGAUCAGACAGCGCUCUGCUUUCACGCCUGCUACACUCUCCGGCUCCUCCCCCUCACCCGUGCUUGGACAGGGUGAGAAGGUGGAGGGUCUGCAGGCUCAGGCGCUGUACCCAUGGAGAGCCAAGAAAGACAAUCAUCUAAACUUCAACAAGAAUGACGUGAUCACUGUACUGGAGCAGCAGGACAUGUGGUGGUUUGGGGAGGUGCAAGGACAGAGAGGAUGGUUCCCUAAAUCUUACGUCAAGCUCAUCUCUGGACCUGUCCGGAAAUCUAUGAGUAUUGAGUCUGGCUCUUCAGACAGCCCUCCUAGUGUAAAGAGACCCAGUCCCUCUCUAAACAAACCCACAGAGCUCGGAGAAGGUCAGAACUCCAACAGCAACUCAAUGUAUCCGUCUAAAGAGUAUGUGGCCAUGUAUACAUAUGAAAGCAAUGAGCAGGGUGACUUGACCUUCCAGCAAGGUGAUGUCAUCACAGUCACCAAGAAAGAAGGAGAUUGGUGGACCGGCACUGUGAGCGGGAAGAUCGGAGUCUUUCCAUCGAAUUAUGUCAAACCUAAAGAAUCUGAGGGGUUGGGAUCUGCUGGGAAAACAGGAAGUUUAGGGAAGAAACCAGAGAUUGCCCAAGUCAUCGCUCCAUACACGGCCACUGGUGCAGAGCAGCUCACUUUAGCACCAGGCCAGCUCAUUCUCAUUCGCAAGAAAAACCCGGGAGGAUGGUGGGAAGGAGAACUUCAGGCAAGAGGAAAGAAGCGGCAGAUUGGCUGGUUUCCUGCAAAUUAUGUCAAAUUAUUGAGUCCCAGUACCAGUAAGACAACACCCACAGAUCCCAACCCACCCAAGCUGCCGACACCCAAUGCAGUGUGCCAGGUGAUUGGCAUGUAUGAUUACACUGCUCAGAAUGAUGACGAGCUGCCUUUCGGGAAGGGCCAAAUCAUCAAUGUGUUGAGCAGAGAGGAUCCCGAUUGGUGGAAAGGAGAGUUGAAUGGAUCCGUCGGCCUCUUCCCCUCGAACUACGUCAAGCUGACCACCGACACAGACCCCAGCCAACAAUGACUCUUAUGUUGCCCAUAUCCCACUCAGCCUUGAAAGUCCUCAAAGCGACCCACUAUCCCUUAAACUGUGCCCAGCGGGAUGAUGGGAGACGGAACAUUGAUCAUGUGACUGCCCCCCCACACACACAGCUGGCUUUGUGGCCAGAAGAGACGAAUACUACAGAGAGCAGUCGUUAACCUCAAUAUUCUAGACGCUCACCAAAAAACAAAAUGCCAGCCAGCAUCCUCCGCAUUAUUUAAAUAAACAUUUUUUUGAAGGAUCUCUCCUUUUUUUUUUUUUUUUUUUUUUACAAAUUAAUUAAAUUAAUGAUCAUUCACACUGAAUUUGUGCAAUGAAUUGAAACACUAAUCAAAGUGGUGGAUAGUGGGUCCUUUUGUGGCUUUCUGUGAUCUCAACCCCCUCCCCCCCUCCAAAGCCUGCUGUUUUUGAAGCAGCCAAUGAAAUGGUUUCAUUCAGUGUUAAGUUCCACCGCUCCCAUCCGACUAAUGCACGCUUUCCGCUCCUCCAAGCCCCGCCUCCCUGGUUUCUCAUUGGACCAUAGCACCACAGAAUGACCCACUAUUCAUGAGUCAUGACGUAACGGGGUGCAGUAUCAAACAGAUGUCAUAACUGACUUGCUUAUUAGUGUCAUUGCAAACUCAUGUAAAGAACGCUCCACUUUGUUUUGUAAGUAUACUCAUUUUACGACUCCCCUAGUGUUGAACAGAUUUACCAUUUUUGAUUCCACUCAGCCAAUCUCCAGGUCUGGUGGGAGCACUUUUAGCAUAGCUUAGCAUAGAUCGUUAAAUUGGAUUAGAGCAUUAGCAUCUUAAUCAAAAUUGUCUGAAAAGAGUUUUUAUAAUUAUUUCUAUAAAAGCUUGACUCUUCUUUUAGUUGCAUCGUAUACUAAGACCAACGGAAUAUGAAAGUUCCUAGGUACUAUACUCUCGUUCUAGCGUAAUAAUCAAGGAAUUUUGUUGCUGUACCAUGGCUUUAGAAGGCGUAAUGAUAUUACUCCGCAUAGUUAUCUAGUUACCUAGUUGUGGAAUAUUUUCAGGUGCUGAGUAAUAUGAUUACACCUGCUGUAGCCAUGGAGCAGAAGCAAAGUUCAUAGAUUAUUGCUCCAGAAUGACUGUAUAGUUCUUACAGACAUGUUAACCUAGAAAUUGGCGCAUUUUUGUUUUCCAUUGGUCUUGGUACACAAUGUAAAUACAGAAGAAUCAAGCUUUAAAUAGGACAACUUAUGACUUAUAAACUUAUAAACUAUGAAGUUUUUGAGUGAGAUGCUAAUGGUCUAAUCUGAUUUAAUGAUUUAUGCUAAGCUAAGCUAAUAGUAAGGAAUUUUGCUGCUGUGCAAAGGCAUAAUGAUGUUUCUCAGCACAGUUAUCUAGUUAUCUAACUGGAACUAUUUUCAGGUGUUGCGUAAUAUAAUUACGCCUGCUGCAGCCAUGUUACAGCAGCAAAGUUCCUAGAUUGUUACUCCAGAAUGACUGUAUAGUUCCUAGACAUAUCAUCCUAGAAAGUGGCACACUUUCAAUAUCUAGUGGUCUUAGUGCAGAAUGUAAAUACAGAACAAUCAAGCUUUAAAUAGAAACAUCUUCUGACAUUUUUGAGAUGCUAAUGGUCUAAUCUGAUUUAAUGAUUUAUGCUAAACUAAGCUAAAAGUACUCAAGGAGUUUUGCUGCUUUGCCAUGGCUGCACAAGGCGUAAUAAUAUUAUUCAGCGCAGCUACCUAGUUACAUAGCAGGGGACUAUUUUCAGGUGCUGCAUAAUAUCAUUGUGCCUGCUGCAGCCACGGUACAGCAGCAAAGUUCCUAGAAUAUUACUGAAGAAUGACUGUAUAGUUCCUACACAUAUUGACCUAGAAAAUGGCACACUUGGUCUUGGUACACAAUGUAAAUACACAGAGGAAUCAAGAUUUAAAAUAGGAAAAUUUUCUGAAAUUUUUGAGUGAGAUGCUAAUGGUCUAAUCCGAUUCAAUGCUUUAUGCUAAGCUAAUAGUAAGGAAUUUUGCCUCUGUUAAAGACGUAAUUUUCAGGUGCUGUGUAAUGUUAUUGCACCUGCUUUAUAGUGUACUUUCCAUUGGUCUUUAUGCUAAGCUAAGCUAAAAGUGCUCUGGCUGAAUGGUUCUGACCGUUUAACUGUAGAUAACUUAAAUGAGUUUGUUUACAAAAUAAGUGGAGUGUCUCUUUAAGGCUCUAUUAUGUGAAAAUAGCGAUGUGUGCAGCAUAUCUGACCAAUUGAAACACCAUAUUUCGUGGAUUCCAAAACGUGUGUCUAAAAAUAAGUCGAGUGACGUCAAAAAACUGUAUUAUCAUAUCAAAAGUCCACAAAUGGUCGGAUAUGUGUGUGGACUUCAUGUAGAAUCUCAUUGUGUGUCAUUUAGAACAGCCUCGUCCCCCUUCACUCCUUCAGUACACACGCACAGGUGCUGUCAAUCAAAUUGACGGACAGGAUGGACGUCUCAGUUCAUCCGGUCCAGUCACAUGCCUCUCUGUGUCAUUGUUUGUUACAUGUUCAUACCAAACCAGUGGAUGAAUUAGAUUUGUGUUCGUGUGCUUGCUAGUCUCUUUUAUUCCGUUUGAUUUCGAACAUUUGUUUUGUGUCUGUGUGACGGGGUUGAGAAUUGGUAUUGCAAACCAAAAAAACAACAACAACAUAAACUGCACAACUGCCACUUGAGGUUUAAUGGUACAGUGUUGGACAAAUGUAUAAAAUGUUGCUGGACAUGACGUACACGCGAUUGGAUUUCAUUUCUUGUUUAUAUGCGUUUCCCAUUCAGAUGGAUGAAUGCUUUGUGUUUUGUAUCUUCAGUUGUUUACUGUCCUCAUUCUGUCAUGUUGAUUGAAUCUGCAAUUAUUAUUAUUCUGAUUUGAGAACACUAGAUUUCAAGUCGUAUUUUUAUAAUGAUCAAAAGCUGUUAUGCAUAGUGUUUAAUGACAGACACAAAAGUAAUUUCCUCUGCAGUAUGUACACCGUCCUUUGGGAAACUGAAAGUAAAAACGAGUAGACUCCAAAUGUUGUCAGCAUUAAGGAAAAGAUUAAUGAAUAUAAGCUUCUAAUCAUAAAUGCUUAUGAAUAAAUAGACGUUUACAAGUGUGAGAGACUGGAAUUUUCCUUUACAUUCGAGAACAAGAGUUUUAAGGCUGUUAGAUCAUGUCCAGUGUGUUUUUUUUCUGCUUGUUUGGAAAGCAUGGUGUUCAUUUUUACUCCUCCAAUGUUGUACUUACAAGACUUUUUGUUUAUAUGUUAUUUGCCUCAUAACAGUAUUGUAAUUUUAAUGCUCAGAGAUGAGACGUGAAAUCAGUUUCAUGUCUGUGUGGAUCUUUAUUGGUUCCACUGAGGUUGCUGCUUUAUUAUUGGCUGGAUUGACUGUCCAUCAUGUCCGUGUCUUUUUUUUUUAUUUUAAGUGAACAUAACCAUCCUCGGACUACAGAAGCACAGCUGCUUCCUUCCUAUCCGACGUUGUAAUAAAAUGCAUCUGUUCUGAAUAUCUCACCACUAUGUCCAAAAAACAAACAUUAACAAUUGUACUUGAUUAUUAAAGCAUUUUAUCAAAAAAUAAAAUGAAUGUACAGUUAAAACCAACCAUAUACAGCAAAUCCUAGCUUUAAAGUGUCAUACCACCUUUAUAAAAAAUGAUGUGUAACCAUUAAAGAACUCCAUGGCAACUGCA
Danio rerio (zebrafish) is the source of this 7633-nucleotide messenger RNA. Lineage: Eukaryota; Metazoa; Chordata; Actinopteri; Cypriniformes; Danionidae. The record is from RefSeq and is a predicted model, not a curated record.